AUGUCUCUCAAGGAUUUGUACUGCUUGGCGUACGCCCCUCUCCAGGGCACGUGCUUGAUGGAUCUGGAGGAAGAUGACUACACACCAGAGACCCUCCAGAAGGAGAUGAAGUUUCUUCAGAAAUUCACAUCAACGAGCUUGGAAGCUUUCAGCAAGUUCUUCGAAAAGGCAGAUCUUUCCAGCGCGGAGGGGGCGGCUGCUCUUUAUUGUAUGACGUCCUUCUUCAACCGCUUGCAAGUCGUCUCACUGCGUGCCGGCACAUUGACGUACAACUUCAGGUUGCAGCAGGAGGCUAAACACCUUGCUUUCUGGCUUGUUGUGCUAAUGUUGGUAUCCAGGCGGGAGAGCUGA
Messenger RNA from Eimeria mitis, 351 nucleotides. RefSeq lists its product as uncharacterized. The transcript is spliced from 4 exons. The record is from RefSeq and is a predicted model, not a curated record. NCBI's taxonomy places the organism in Eukaryota, Apicomplexa, Conoidasida, Eucoccidiorida, Eimeriidae. Bases 1 to 351 code for a protein of 116 amino acids.